AUGCGCUCAACAUCCUUGUUCUAUCUCCUUGUUGUAGGGCUAAGUGGCGUGUUAGCAGCUCCGGGGCCCACACUUGAAGCAAGAGCCGAUAGUCCUGCGAGAUGCCCUAAGAUAUUCUGUACUCCUGGGACCCAUUUAUUCUGGAAUCCCAAAACCAAAGUUUGCUCUUGCAAAUUGGAUGAUGGGGAGAAAAUUUGUUAUACAACAACCAAUUGUAUUUCAGAACAUCACCCUCUAUGGGACUCCACAACCGAAAGUUGUUCUUGCAUUCCCAAUCAAACCGAGGCUACUUGCAUUGCUGCAACGACAUGCUUGGUAGGAUCGCAUCCGGUUUGGAAUGCUGCUACUUCAACUUGCAAAUGCGAGCCUAAUCCUGAAGUCGAUCCAUCGACUUGUCCAUUAAUUCGGUGCGGAUUUCCCACUCACCCUGUCUAUCACCUCGAUACCAAAAGCUGUACUUGCGAACCAAACUCUCCGGUAUGCCCUAACACAAUAUUCUGCGCCGGCGGUGCCCACAAAGUUCUUAAGCCCUACGCAAAGAAAUGUACCUGCGAAGUUGAUAACCGAAUUCCUCCAACUUGCCCACAGUUCAAAUGCCGGGAAGGAAACCAUGUCGUAUAUCACCCAGAAACCAGAAAGUGUGGAUGCGACUCCGAUUGUCCCGAUCUCUUCUGCAUUGCAGAACAGAGACCUACAUACAAUCAAGCAACCAACUCAUGCUCCUGUCAAUGGAUUCCGGGAUUGGAGCCAAACAAUACGAUAACACCUAUUAGGGAUGAAACCUGUUCUGAUACAUUCUGCAUCUCCGAGAAACACCCUGUUUUUAAUUCCAAGACAGGCAAAUGUACCUGUGAAUGGAUUCCUGGACUUGAGCCAGCUAUAGAUCCAAUACUUCCAUGCCUUGAUAUCUUCUGUAUUUCAGAAAUGCAACCUACGAUCAACGGAACAACAGGGCUCUGCGAAUGUCAAUGGAUCCCAGGUCUUGAGCCAAAGCACGUUAAGCCAAGACCUAUCAGAAGCUGCCGGGAUAUUGUCUGCAUUGCUGAAAAACGUCCUGUAUACAAUUCUAGCACUGGCAAAUGCGGAUGUGAGUGGAUCCCUGGAUUUGGGCUAGCUGCAAGUAAAAUUUAG
Messenger RNA from Sclerotinia borealis F-4128, 1131 nucleotides. Lineage: Eukaryota; Fungi; Ascomycota; Leotiomycetes; Helotiales; Sclerotiniaceae. The record is from the annotation of a GenBank genome assembly.